Molecule: messenger RNA, 1515 nt
Organism: Grus americana (Whooping crane)
Lineage: Eukaryota; Metazoa; Chordata; Aves; Gruiformes; Gruidae
Gene: LRRC55
Product: leucine rich repeat containing 55
Exons: 3
Coding region: 136-990 (284 amino acids)
Cellular component (GO): voltage-gated potassium channel complex
Molecular function (GO): voltage-gated potassium channel activity; potassium channel activator activity; transmembrane transporter binding
Source: RefSeq, a predicted model, not a curated record
ACCAGUGCUGCCGGCAGCCCUCGGCGUGAGCGGGCGGGCGGCCCUUUCCCCGCAGCGGGAUGGCCCCCGCCGCCCCGUGAGGGUCCGGGCUUCCCCGCCGGCGCCCGCGGGGUGGGGGUUCGCCGCCACCCCGCCAUGCUGCUGGGCCCCUGGCUGGUGGCGGCAGCGGCGGCGGUGGCGGUAGCGGCGGGCGCCGGGGCGGGCUGCCCGGUGCUGUGCACGUGCCGCGGGCAAGCGGUGGACUGCAGCGGGCAGCGGCUCUUCUCGGUGCCCCCUGAGCUGCCGCUGGACACCGGCAACCUCAGCCUGGCCCACAACCGCAUCGCCAGCAUCCCGCCGGGCUACCUGGCCUGCUACGGCCAGCUGCGGGCCCUCGACCUGCGCAACAACUCGCUGGUGGCUCUGCCGGCCGGGCUCUUCCUGGGCGCCCGUCGCCUGGUGCACCUCGACCUCAGCUACAACAACUUCAGCCUGGUGGCGGCCGACAUGUUCCUGGAGGCCAGCGGGCUGCUGCGCCUCGACCUCAGCCACAACCCCGGCCUGCGGCGGGUGCACCCCCAGGCCUUCCGGGGCCUGGCACAGCUGCGGGAGCUGGACCUCAGCUACGGGGGGCUGUCGGCCAUCAGCCUCGACGCCCUGGAGGGGCUGCCGGGGCUGGUGGGCCUCCGCCUGGGCGGCAACCCCUGGGUGUGCGGCUGCGCCAUGGAGCCCUUCCUCAAGUGGCUGCGGGGACGCAUCCAGCGCUGCGCGUCGGAUUCGCAGCUGGCCGAGUGCCGGGCCCCCCCCGAGGUGGCGGGAGCCCCCCUGCUCUCCCUGACGGAGGAGAGCUUCCAGGCCUGCCACCUCACCCUGACGCUGGACGACUAUCUCUUCAUCGCCUUCGUCGGCUUCGUCGUCUCCAUCGCCUCGGUGGCCACCAACUUCCUGCUGGGCAUCACGGCCAACUGCUGCCACCGCUGGAGCAAGGCCAGCGAGGACGAGGACGUUUAGCCUGAGGCACCCCCACACAUCCUCUGCACGCCGAGGACAAGACGCAUCUUUCCCCUGGCACGUCCUGGCCUCGUUCCGUGGGGACAGCGGAGGAAGAGCAAGCACUCCUCCCCAGCGCCCGGCUCCGCAGCCAGACCCAUUUUCUCUCUUUCCGAAGCAAAAAUGGCCUGGCCCUUGCGCUUCGCUCUGUCCCGCUGCAGGGAGGGCAGGGACCCGCCUUUGGGUGCCGGAUUCUGCCAGCGUCUGCCCAGCAGGUGCCGGUGCCGGGCCAGGGGGUGCCGGGCCCCGCCAUGGGUGUUCCUGCGGCACGGCCACCUCCUGUCCUGCAGCGAGCUGGGAGCGCCCGGGCAUGGAGGCAGCCGCCCUGCCUUCCUCUCGGCUUCUCCUUCCCUUUGCUUCAUCCUCAUCCCCAUUGUCUUCUUCCCUUCUCUUUUUCUUUUUUCUUUUUCUCUUUUCUUUUUUCCUUUUUCUUUUCUUUUUUCUUUUUUCUCUUUCUUUUUCUUUUUUCUUUUUCUUUUUCUUUUU